This is a messenger RNA of Phodopus roborovskii (desert hamster), 2010 nucleotides long. It is a transcript of the gene P2ry13, whose product is annotated as purinergic receptor P2Y13. Gene Ontology annotation, cellular component: membrane. The record is from RefSeq and is a predicted model, not a curated record. Gene Ontology annotation, biological process: negative regulation of adenylate cyclase activity; G protein-coupled receptor signaling pathway. Gene Ontology annotation, molecular function: G protein-coupled purinergic nucleotide receptor activity. The transcript has 2 exons. NCBI's taxonomy places the organism in Eukaryota, Metazoa, Chordata, Mammalia, Rodentia, Cricetidae. Bases 149 to 1156 code for a protein of 335 amino acids.
AAAAUAUGGGUAUUACAGAAGCCCACAAGUGAAAAUGAGGAAGGAAAGCCAGUAUAAGAAAGCAGAACCUUUACUGCACAAGCUAUUCGUGGGUUGAGCUAAUGACUGUCACAAUACAUACAGCCGAGUAUCUUCCCAGACAAAGCUGAUGUACGAGACAGCCAAUGCCACUGUGAUGCAGGGCUUCAACAAGUCUGAGCGGUGCCCCAGAGACACGCGGAUGACACAGUUGGUUUUCCCAGCCCUCUACACUGUGGUCUUCUUGAUUGGCCUCCUGCUGAACACCUUGGCCCUCUGGGUGUUCAUUCACAUCCCCAGCAGUUCUACUUUCACAGUCUACCUCAAAAACACUCUGGUGGCAGACUUGAUAAUGACACUAAUGCUUCCUUUCAAAAUCCUUUCCGAUUCACAUCUUGGACCCUGGCAACUUAGAAGAUUUGUGUGUAUCUUCUCUUCCGUGAUCUUUUACGAGACCAUGUAUGUAGGCAUCAUAAUGCUGGGCCUCAUCGCCUUUGACAGAUUCCUCAAGAUCAUCAGACCCUUUAGGAAUUUUUUUGCAAAAAAACCUGCUUUUGCAAAAUUAGUCUCAAUUUCCAUCUGGUUCCUGAUGUUCCUCAUCUCCUUGCCGAACAUGAUCUUGAACAACAAGGAGGCAACACCAUCAUCUGUGAAGAAGUGUGCAUCCUUGAAGAGUUCUCUGGGGCUGGUGUGGCAUCAAGUAGUCACUCAUGCAUGCCAGUUCAUUUUCUGGACUGUGUUUAUUCUGAUGCUUCUGUUUUAUGUGGUGAUCACCAAAAAAGUAUACAACUCCUAUAAAAAGUUUACAAGUAAGGAGAACAAACACAAAAGGGUGGAGGUGAAAGUAUUUAUAGUCAUAGCCGUGUUCUUUGUCUGCUUUGCCCCACUCCAUUUUGUCAGAAUUCCAUACACAUACAGUCAAACCAAUAAGACUAACUGUAGAUUAGAAAACCAACUAUUCAUUGCUAAAGAAAUAGCUCUCUUUUUGGCUACAACUAACAUUUGUAUGGACCCAUUAAUAUACAUACUGUUAUGUAAGAAAUUCACAGAGAGGAUCCCAUGUUUGAAAGGGAGAAGGAUAGCAGCAUCAAGCCAAGAACACCACAGCAGUAACACAGACAAUAUCAUCCUAGCCUGACAACAUUUCCCACACAGUAAUUCUACUCAUAGUGUUGCUUCUACUUAAGGAUGGGACUUAAAAAGAUCAUUUACUUGGAGACUCCAUGUAAGCUUUACAGAAAAAUGGGGAACAAAUUUUCCUAUAUUUUAUUGUCCUAGAAUAUGAAGCUUUCAUAGCCUUCAAAAUGAUGAUACUUGUGGACAGAAACCAAUUACCUGCCUAGGGAAGCCUAAGGCAGUAGCUGAAAGAGAUGCAGUCUGAGGAACUAUAGUGGGUCAAAAUGAUCCCAGGAAUUCCCAGAUUUUUUUUCUUACAAGUGCAGCAGGCCUCUGCUGCAUCUCAGCAGUCCACCAGAAGAGGCACACAGCCAUGCACAAUCUGGGAGGGGGAAGGUGGUGUCAUUCAGCAAAACCUUCCAGAGAAACAGUCUGCACCCCAGAUGGAAAAUAAUUACUUUUCCCGCUGUUUGUCUAUAUGCAUUAGGGCCCUGUUGUACAUUUUGGUAUACUAGUUUGCUGUGAUUCUGGACCACAUUUCCCAAAAACAGGGUUCUUAAAAAGACAGGUAUGUCACACAUUUUUGGUAUCUUUUGAUCCCCUCUAUGCACACACAAACACACACACAAACACACACACACUCACACACAGACUGUAGACACCUACACAGGAUGUACCAACCUUAGUGUAUAUAAGCAAUGGGAUGGUUGGCCUAUGGUUAGUGAUAUCCACAUGGGAAGAUUUUUCAAAGCCUGACUCAUUCUAUUUAGGCCAUUAUGUUUUUCUUGAUCUCUUUGUGGGUUUAAAUAAAAGUAAAAUAUGUUUUUCUGCAAUUGUACACGCUGCUGUUGAACUUUUCUAGAAAACAUGAGGACU